Labeo rohita (rohu) is the source of this 5089-nucleotide messenger RNA. Its product is annotated as hornerin. The transcript is spliced from 3 exons. The record is from RefSeq and is a predicted model, not a curated record. NCBI's taxonomy places the organism in Eukaryota, Metazoa, Chordata, Actinopteri, Cypriniformes, Cyprinidae. The coding region runs from base 96 to 5033 and encodes 1645 amino acids.
ACCCCAACCUACCUGUAUGCUUGGAUUUGUAGAUUGUUUGUGGUGGUUUGAGAACUUGAACAUUGGGUUUUUUGGAACCCUUGUGGAUUUUUGCCAUGGAUCAAGGGUGGAAACAGUUACCCUUGCUAGUGAUGAUCUUGCUUUUUUGGAGAAGUGCUGAUGGAUUUAGAGGUGGAGCUCAUUCCAAUGCCCAUCCUGAUACUCUCUCACCUCGUGCAGUCCAGUCUUCUAUGUCAGAAGCCCGUGUGACUGGGGCUUUGCCUGUUGAAGAAGUGGGCUCCAGUUUGUUCCCUAGCAGACCCCUGAAAAGCAGAUCGAAGUUUAAUCUCCUCCAGUUUGUCAAAGGUGGUUCCAUCAGCUCUCAGUCAACAUCCCAUGCCCAAACUGCUCCAAGCAGCUCUGUCUCUGCUUCCCUGCCUCUGCCUGUAGAUGCUCAGCCUUCAAGCGGUUUGACGUCCUCUGGAUCAGCCUUUCAAGGUGCUGCUGAUUUGACAUCCUCUGGAUCAACCUUUCAAGGUGCUGCUAGUGGACUAAGUUUGCAAACCCAGUAUGCUGCUAGUGGACCCGUCACUUCUACCCAAGGAGCGAGUAGUUACCCUGCCGAGCUUGUUUCUGGCCAGUCCACCAGUGAUAGUCUGCCUGUGUCCAGCUCCCUGGAAACUUAUGCUCUUCAACCAGCAGAAGCCUCUUUGCCUGUGUUCUCCCAGGAGAGUAUCUCUCACAGCAGUUCAUCAGCUCCAGGUGCAAUUUUUCAAAGUAGCCCUGUAUUUUCAGAGGGCACAGGUCAACAUGUACCUCUUCAGGGUGAAGGUAGCUACAGUGGUUUGUCUCAAGGUGCCUUUAGUCAAUAUACCCCAGACUCCAAUACCAAGCUCAGUUCGACCUCUUCUAGUCCAUCUACUGGUGACCAGAGUUCCCCUAGUCUUAGUUCCAGCUCUCAGGGUAGUUCUGGCAUGUUUUUAGCUUCUGGUUCUUCCUAUCUAGCGGAAGCAGCAGGACUUGGUCAUCUUGACUUCUCUGCCAAAUCUCCAGAGACAUCCAGUCUGCAUCUGCCCAUGCCUUUGGUAUCUAGCCAGUCUACUAAUGGUCAAGGCACCCCUAGUCUGCUUAUGGUUGGCCCUCAGAGCAGUUUGGGCAGUGUCUCCUACAGUAGCUUAUCUAGCCAGGCUCAAGGCUCUGCCUCUUCUCAGAGUGGCUCUGGGGCUGAAUUUUCUCCAAGUUAUUUCCAAUCUAGCCCUGCACAAGUAGGAAGUGAUAGUUACAGUGGUUUGCCCCAGUCUCUCAGUGCCUCUAGUCUGUAUACUCCAGAAUCCCUGAUGUCUAACAAACUUGAUACUUUACCCCUGGGGGUUUCUAGCCAGUCCACAAGUGCUAAAAGUUCACCUAGUGUGUCUAUGUCAAGCACUCGGUUAGCAACUUCUAGUAGUUAUCUCCCUGUACAAGGAGGAAGUAGCUCUCCUAGUUUAUCUCUGGGCACUGUCAGUGCUUCCAUGUCUGCUCCCCAAGCUAUGUAUAGCCAGUCCACAGGUAGCAGGUCUUCCUAUAGAACUGUUUCUCAGUUUGGGUCUCCGUCUCAAACCGGUGCCUCUGGUCAGUUUACAUCUCAGGGAGGUAACUAUUACAGUGGGUUGGCUUCACAGUCUCAAGCUGUCUCUAGUCCAUCCGUUUCUGGUAACUUAAAGCCCAUUUCUUCACCCCAGGGCACUUCCAGUCAGGCAACUAGUGUUUUGAGUUCCCCUAAGCAAUUUACAUCUACCUCCCAAGGUAGCUCUGGGGCUUCAUUUGGGGCCUCUACUGGUUUUGCCUCACAGGGAAUAAGCAGCUCUUCCAGUGGUUCUGUCCAGUCUCAGGGUAGCACAAGUCAGUUUUCCCCUGGUGCAGAUAGUCAGUCUACUACUGUUCAGAGUUCACGUAAGCAGUUUAUCUCUAGCUAUGGCACCCAGACAGGAUCUUCUGCUCCCUUCACCCUGCAAGGAAGCUUUGCUUCUGGUGGCUCACCACUGGCUCAAGGUACUGCAAGUCAACUUGCUCCUGUGUCUCCCUCGCAUCCAAGUGCAUUAUCCCCAUCCCAAGGUGUUGCCAGUCAGUCUACUAUUCAUGUUUCUCGAAAGCAGUUUACCUCUACUUACACAGGCAGCUCUGGUGCCCAGGCUGGGUCCUCUGCUCCCUUCACUCUGCAAGGAAACACUGCUUAUGGUGGAUCACCUCAGCCUCAAGAUACUGCAAGUCAGUUUGCCCCUGGAUCCUCCUAUGCAAGUGUAUCCUUGUCCUCACCCCAAGCUAUUGCUGGUCCUACAACGGUUCAGAGUUCACGGAAGCAGUUUACCUCUGCCUCCCAGGAUAGCUCUGGGGCUCUGUUUGGGGCUUCUACAGGUUUUGCCUCUCAAGGAAUGAGUAGCUCUUACAGUGGUUCUGUCCAGUCUCAAGGUACCGCAAGUCCGUUUGCCCCUGGAUCUCCAUCUUCCUACGCAGGUGUGUCACUGUCUUUACCCCAAGCUGGUCCAUCUACUGCUGUUCAAGCUUCUCUGAAGCGGCCUACCUCUACCUACAUGGGCAGCUCUGACACCCAGGCAGGAUCCUCUACUCGCUUCACCCUGCAGGGAAGCACUGCUUAUGGAGCACCUCUGUCUCAAGGUACCGCAAGUCAGUUUGCCCCUGGAUCUCAAUCGUACUAUACAGGUGUGUCACUGUCUUCACCCCAAGCUGGUCCAUCUACUGCUGUUCAAGGUUCUUUGAAGCAGCCUACCUCUACCUACAUGGGCAGCUCUGGGACCCAGGCAGGAUCCUCUACACUCUUAGGCCUUCAGGGAAGCACUACUUAUGGUGCAUCACUGCCUCAAGGUACCGCAAGUCAACUUGCUCCAGUGUCUUCCCCAUAUGCAAGUGGAUCACUGUCCUUACCCCAGCUUGUUGCUGGUCCUACUACUGUUCAGAGUUCAGGAAAGCAAUUUGCCUCUACAUUCACAGGCAGCUCUGGCACCCAGGCAGGGUCCUCUACUCGCUUCACCCUGCAGGGAGGCAUUGCUUACGGUGGAUCACAGCCUCAAGAUACCACAAGUCAUUUUGCCACUGGGUCAUAUUCCCCAUAUGCAAGUGUAUCACUGUCCUCACCUCAAGGUCUUGCUGGUCCUACCACUGUUCAAAGUUCACAGAAGCGGCUUACUUCUACCUUUACAGGCAGCUCUGGCACCCAGGCAGGAUCCUCUACUCGCUUCACCCUGCAGGGAAGCACUGCUUAUGCAUCACCUCAAUCUCAAGGUACCGCAAGUCAGUUUGCCCCUGGAUCUCAAUUGUACUAUACAGGUGUGUCACUGUCUUCACCCCAAGCUGGUCCAUCUACUGCUGUUCAAGCUUCUCUGAAGCGGCCUACCUCUACCUACAUGGGCAGCUCUGACACCCAGGCAGGAUCCUCUACUCGCUUCACCCUGCAGGGAAGCACUGCUUAUGCAUCACCUCAAUCUCAAGGUACCGCAAGUCAGUUUGCCCCUGGAUCUCAAUCGUACUAUACAGGUGUGUCACUGUCUUCACCCCAAGCUGGUCCAUCUACUGCUGGUCAAGGUUCUUUGAAGCAGCCUACCUCUACCUACAUGGGCAGCUUUGGGACCCAGGCAGGAUCCUCUACACUCUUAGGCCUUCAGGGAAGCACUACUUAUGGUGCAUCACUGCCUCAAGGUACCACAAGUCAACUUGCUCCUGGGUUUUCCCCAUAUGCAAGUGUAUCACUGUCAUCACCCCAAGGUGUUGCUGGUUCUACUGCUGUUCAGAGUUCAAGAAAGCAGCUCGCUUCUACCUUUACAGGCAGCUCUGGGGCUCAGUUUGGGGCCUCUACUGGUUUUGCAUCAGCAGUGAGUAGCCGUUACAGUGGCUCUAGCCAGUCUCAAGGUACCGCAAAUCAGUUUGCCCCUGGAUCUCCAUCUUCCUAUGCAGGUGUGUCACUGUCUUCACCCCUAGCUGGUCCAUCUACUGCUGUUCAAGCUUCUCUGAAGCAGCCUACCUCUACCUACAUGGGUAGCUCUGACACCCAGGCAGGAUCCUCUACUCGCUUCACCCUGCAGGGAAGCACUGCUUAUGUAUCUCCUCAGUCUCAAGGUACCACAAGUCAGUUUGCCCCUGGAUCUCAAUCGUACUAUGCAGGUGUGUCACUGUCUUCACCCCAAGGUGUUGCUGGUUCUACUACUGUUCCGAGUUCAAGAAAGCAGCUAGCUUCUACCUUUACAGGCAGCUCUGGGGCUCAGUUUGGGGCCUCUACUGGCUUGGCAUCAGAAGGAGUGAGUAGCCGUUACAGUGGCUCUGUCCAGUCUCAAGGUACCGCAAGUCAGUUUGCCCCUGGAUCUCUUUCCUCCUAUGAAAGUGGAUCACUGUCCUCACCCCAAGCUGUUGCUGGUCCUACUACUGUUCAGGGUUCACGGAAGCAGUUUACCUUCAGAGGCAGCUCUGGCACCCAGACAGGGUCCUCAACUCUCUUCACCCUACAGGGAAGCACUGCUUAUGGUGAAUCACCUCAGCCUCAAGAUGCUGCUAGUGAGUUUGCCUCUGGCUCUCCAACCCCAUAUGCAAGUGUGUCACUGUCCUCACCCCAAGGUGUUGCUGGUCAGUCGAGCCAAGCAUAUCAAAGCUAUUCUGUAUCCCAAAGCCAGAAGUCUCAAAGAUGGCAGCCUUCAGCCACUCGUUGGAUACAAGGUGUUCAGAUCUCAGAUUCUGCUGCAUCACAGGGUAGCUCUACAUCUCAAAGCUCUCCGAUACAGUUCUCUUCCCUGUCAUCUGCAGGUGGCUCACCUUCAGGAGUUUCUGGUCAGUUUGUUUCUGCACAGGGUGGUGGUGCCAGUUACAGUGGCUCUUUCCAAUCUCAAGGCCUCUCUACCAAGUAUAACCCUGGGUCCCAGCUCUAUGAUCUAAGUGCUGCCAGUCAAGGUACAUCUAGUGCUUCAGCUUCUAAAGUCUUGAGUGGCUACAGUUCAAUGUAUAACCAGAAUGCUCCUGCUCAACCAUCCUACAGCUCAUCUCCAAGCCACUUUUACUCUGUUAAAAUGUAGCCGAAUGCAAAUGUCUUCCAGAAUUGGGUAACUAAUAAAUUGUUUGAAGCAAAGCA